CGAGGAUGGACUUUUGGAGGGUUGGUGGUUGUAUAUUGAACGUAGACGAGGGAUUGAGGAGCGGAGCUAUGACGAAAUCAGCAAUCCAAUCCGUCACUCAAGAAAUGUCAACGAACCUGUCGAAGAUCGGGGUGUCGCGGCGGAACUUGUACCGUCCACUGCCGAAAAACGGCAACGCGUUGGUCAUGAUAAACAUGAAGUGUAG
Acaulospora colombiana is the source of this 205-nucleotide messenger RNA. NCBI's taxonomy places the organism in Eukaryota, Fungi, Glomeromycota, Glomeromycetes, Diversisporales, Acaulosporaceae. The record is from the annotation of a GenBank genome assembly.